Molecule: messenger RNA, 4446 nt
Organism: Catharus ustulatus (Swainson's thrush)
Lineage: Eukaryota; Metazoa; Chordata; Aves; Passeriformes; Turdidae
Gene: RHPN1
Product: rhophilin Rho GTPase binding protein 1
Exons: 15
Coding region: 747-2789 (680 amino acids)
Biological process (GO): signal transduction; negative regulation of stress fiber assembly
Molecular function (GO): protein binding
Source: RefSeq, a predicted model, not a curated record
UUGUGGGGCAGCGGGGUUUGGCUCUGGAAGGAAUUUUUGGGGGGGUCCCCUUGGCUGGAGCAUCUCUCGGAGGAGGAUUUUGGGGUGUUGUGAGGGGAGGGUUUAACCCGCCCGCCCCAGCUGGGCUCGCUGUACGAGGUUGGUUUAAAAUCCCUGAGUUUAGGAGGGUUUGGAAGAGUUUAAACUUCUCCUUUAUCCCUCCCCCAUUUAGGACAGCUCUGCAAAGGGAGUUUAGAGGGGGUUCCCCCAGUUUGGGGAGCCCUUUAAAAGGGAUUUUAGGGGGUUUUUAACUCUGUUUAACCCCCCCAUCCCAUUUAGAAUAACUUGUAAGGAGUGUUUGUAGGGGUUUAAACACCCCCGUAUUUAGGCUGGCUCUGCCAGGGGGUUUUAGUGGAGUUAAACUCCUUUUUUCCCUUAUCUAAAGCAGCUCCUCCAAGCAGGUUUUUUGGGGUUUAAACACCCCUUAUUUAGGGUCUGGUGGGAUUUGGGGUAGCUUUACAAAGAGGGGCUGUGGGGUUUGUGUCCCCUCUCUUUUUUCCUGCUAAGGGGGCAGCUGUGGGCUCACAUCUGGCCAGAUGUUGAGCGCAGGGGGCUUUGCAGCAGAGCAGGAGUUAGGAGGGGCUUAAACCCCGGCUUAGGACAAACCUGGGAUCUGCACCCCCGUGGGACUAAAGGAGGGGUCCCCCAAACCCCAGCGUGGAGCCCCCCAUUCCCAGCCCGUGGAUGUCACAUCCCUGGAGGAGGAGAUGAUGCCCCCCGAGGAGGAGAGCCCGGAUGGGGACAGGGACGGUGGCCUCGUCCUCCUGCACGGCCCCAAGAGCGGCAGCACACGCAAGCAGGGCUGUGACCCCUUUGCCCAGACCCAGCGCAGCAAACUCCAGCACCGCCGGGCCCGGAUCAACCAACAGAUCAACAAGGAAAUGAGGAUGAGGGCAGGAGCAGAAAACCUCUUCAGGGCCACCAGCAACCACAAGGUGAAGGAAACAGUGGCUCUGGAGCUGAGCUACGUCAACUCCAACCUUCAGCUCCUGAAGGAAGAGCUGGAAGAGCUCAACAGCAGCAUGGAUGUGUAUCAGAAUGACAGGUUCUUGUCUUGUUCCAGUGAAUCCAUCAGCGUUCCCAUGAUCCCUCUGGGACUCAAGGAGACCAAGGAGCUGGAUUUGCUGGUACCACUCAAGGAUUUCAUCAGUGAACACUAUGGAGAGGAGGGGGUCCUGUUUGAAAAGGAAAUCAAGGAAUUCAUGGAGCUGCGACAGGCCAUGCGCACCCCGAGCCGCAACGAGGCCGGAUUGGAGCUCCUGAUGGAAUAUUACAACCAGCUCUACUUCCUUGACAGCCGCUUCUUCCCUCCCACCAAAACCUUGGGCAUCUUCUUCCACUGGUAUGACUCCCUGACAGGGGUCCCAUCCCACCAGAGGGCUCUGGCCUUCGAGAAGGGCAGUGUCCUCUUCAACCUCGGAGCGCUGCACACCCAGAUCGGAGCGCGGCAGGACCGCGCCUCCCUGCCCGGCCUCAACCAGGCCAUCGAUGCCUUCCAGAAGGCAGCUGGUGCCUUUAACUACUUGAAGGAAAACUUCUCCAACGCUCCCAGCUUGGACAUGAGCGCGGCCUCCCUGACCAUGCUGGUGAGGCUGAUGGUGGCCCAGGUCCAGGAGUGUGUCUUUGAGAAGAUGACCUUGCUGCGUGCCCAGAACGACUUCCUGGCCCGCCUGCAGCUGGCUCAGGAGGCAGCCAGGGUGGAAGAUGUUUAUUCCCUGGUGCACCAGACCAUGAGCCAGCCCCACGUCAAGGAUUAUGUUCCCUUCUCCUGGACCACCAUGGUCCAAGUCAAGUCAGAGCAUUUCAAAGCCCUCUCCCAUUAUUUCGCUGCCAUCGCCCUCUGUGAAUGCCCCGCUCCCUCAGAUGCCGAGCUGCUGGAGCAGGAGAAAGCUUUCCUGCAAUUCCAUGUCACCAUGCCAGAGGGGCCAUCACUUCGUGUCCUGCUGCAGGAUCCUGAGGAGAGGAGGAAGCUGGGCAAAGCUCACCUCAAAAAAGCCAUCAUGAAGCACGAGGAGGCCAUGAGGAUCCACGGGUUGUGCAAAAUCCUGAGGAAGAUGGAUAUCCUGCAGGAGGUCCUGUCCUUCGCCCACAAACGCUCCCUGAGCAAAUAUUCCGAGAUCGACCACGAGGAGGAUUUCUUUGAGACGGGAGAGGCUCCGGACAUCCAUCCCAAAACGCACCAGAAACCCGAAAUCAAAUCUCCCAACUUCUCCCAGGUGAAGGUGACCGACCUCUUCCACAGGCUGGGCCCCCUUUCCGUGUUCUCAGCCAAGAACAAGUGGUACCCAGCUCGGAGAGUCCACCUGAUGAGAGGAGAGAACGGCUUUGGGUUCACCCUGCGGGGAGACUCCCCCGUCCUCAUUGCCGGGGUCAUCCCGGGGGGCUGCGCUGCUGAAGCUGGGCUGAAGGAGGGGGACUACAUCAUCUCUGUGAAUGGCAAGGACUGCAAGUGGUCCAAGCAUGCUGAGGUUGUCCAGCUGCUGAAGAGCACCGGGAAGGAGGGGGUGGACAUUGGAGUCAUCACCCUGCAGGGCUCUGAGUGUCCCAAAGCCGUGGACAGGAAGGCAGCAGUGAUGUCCUCAGGAUCAGGGAUGCUGAAGAGCAACAAGGAGAACAGCAGGAAGAGCCUGAUGAACAGCAAGAGCGCCAGCACGCUCCUGGUGUGGAGCAAGAAGAGCAAGAGGAGCAAGAAGAGCACCUACAGCGGUGUCCCCUUCACUGCAGUGGGGGACAACGAGGCCAUGUACUGACCAUGCUCCAUGGAGCUCCAGGACUGGCUGCCUGGGAAGCUUCCCAAGCCUGGCUGGGCUGUGAGGACUCCCAGACCCGGGAAUGCGCCGCUGGUCGGAUCCGCGCCGAGAGGUGAGCGAGGCCCCUGCACCUCCCAGCUCCUCUGUCCAACGAUCCCAUCAGUCUGGGGGAAACUCUGCUUUAGUGUUCAUUCUGGGAUUAUUUUUUUUUUUUUUUGUGGGGGUAGCUGUGCUAAAGCAGGGCCAGCCAUUAAAGUAAAAAGUGUCACCUUCUGUAGCAUCUCCUGGGCUUUCUCUGCAAGGUGCGAGAUGGAGCUGCUGGAGGAACUGAAUCUUCCCAGAAUCCCCUUUUAUGGGGAGAGGGGACAGCUCAGGCAUCAAUGACUUGUGGUGAUCGCAUCACAGGGUCCAACCCAGGCAGCAUCUCCCAGUUGGGGUUAUCCAAAACAGGAUGGUUUGACCAUUUUUAGUGCUUUUGGGGAAUGAACCCCCAUCUUGGCUCAGAAAAUCCAGCCCAGCUGCCCGGUCGGAUUCUUUGGAAGAAAAGGGAAGGACUUAACCUGCAGUUGUUGUCUGGCUUUUUUAAUCAGGAGACAUGGAUUGCCCUAAAUAUUCUGUGAGGAGAUUAAUAACUAAGAGCCUUGGGGGGGGUUUAUUUUUCCUAGGAGGAGAUUAAAAUUCCAGGAAGAUAUCUCCUCCAGAUUAUUAAACUCUUAAAUUUGUGCUACUGUUGGAUCUCGCACAUGUUGCUGAUUCCCUGACUCUGCUGUCAGCAUUCCUGGGCUGGCCUGAUGCAUCCAGGCAUCUUGUAAUUGUCCUGGAAAUGCUGGGAAACUCCAGAUCCACAAAAGAAAUUGGUAGAAUUUCCCUCAUCCUGUUUCUGCCUGGUGCAUUAUUUUUGCUGAAGGCUGAGGAACUGUGUGUUCUUCAGUGCUUGGAUGAUCUUGGGAGGUAGAAAAUUCUCUUGGGAGAGAUGGGGUUGUAUUUUUGUACAUUUUAAGGAAUUUUGAAGGAGCAGUGGGGUCUUGCAGCCACAGUGUCCUCUGUGACUUCUUCUAGUGGCUCCUUGUCCAUUUUCCAAGCUCUUAACCUCGAUUUUAUUUAAGGAAAACUUCCAGGUUGGAGCAACCUGGGAUAGUGGAAGUUGUCCCGUGGUAGGGGGUGGAACAGGAGGGACUUUAAGAUCCCAUCCAAGCCAGCCCAUCCUGGGAUUUUAUGAGCUCAAGGAGAGGUUUUUAGCUCUGCUGUUGGCCAAGACUCCUCUCCCUAGCCUGAGGCAUCACCACAGCAGAUUCUGGAUCUGCCUUCCAGCACGGGGCCAUCUGGAGCAGCCAGGCUUCCCACGUCAUCCUCCCGGCUGCUUGGCGUGGGAGAGGGAAGGAAAGGAGGGGGUGGGGUCACAGAAAAGGCCACCUUGCCCUUAAAACAUCCUGAAAAUGUGGGAUGCCAACACAGACGUCUCCAAGCUGGAGAAAAAAUUUAUUUAGGAGAAGCCGUCGCGUUCUGCCCGCAUCACCCAACCCCAGCGUUGUGUUUUGUGGGAUUGGGAUGAUUUCCCUAAUUCAUUCCAGGGUUUUAUGGUGGGCUUUUGGUUUGUUUUUUUUUUAAUUUGUACAUGGAUUCUCACCUUUUAUGGAUUAAAAAGCACUGAUUCAAA